This is a messenger RNA of Dendronephthya gigantea, 4991 nucleotides long. Its product is annotated as DNA topoisomerase 2-binding protein 1-A-like. Gene Ontology annotation, biological process: DNA replication initiation; mitotic G2 DNA damage checkpoint signaling; mitotic DNA replication checkpoint signaling. NCBI's taxonomy places the organism in Eukaryota, Metazoa, Cnidaria, Anthozoa, Malacalcyonacea, Nephtheidae. The record is from RefSeq and is a predicted model, not a curated record.
UCCAGCUUACCUUUGGAGUUCAGUGGGGCGGCCAGAUUUAAGUAUGUUGUUUUCCGAAUAUUUGCUGUAAUAUAAAAGUUUCGGCGUUUUUUCGUUUUUUUUUCGGAUUUCGUAUCUUAUUUUCAUAACAAAACAAUGUCAAGCAAUGAAACAACUUUGCACUUCAUAAAAAUAGGGGAAUUCAGUGGAAAGUAUUUGAAGCAAGCUUUUGAAAGUGCCAAAUCGAAGAAGCUCGAUGUGGAACUUGUGUCAGGAAGGAAGCUUUUGGAACAAGGUGUAGAUGAGGACAGAAUAACAUUUGUAACCGAUGAAUUCACUGGAGAUGUUUUUGAGUUGCUGUUGGCGCAUAAAAAAAGGAUUUUCGGGCCUAUGUGUGUGCUGCAGUGUGUGGAAAACGAGAUUCCUCUGCCAAAUCCUAACCAUCCGGUUUACUGUCUUGCUAUGACUGGGGCAAUUGUUUGCUGCACUAAUAUUGAGAAUUCAUUGAGAAAAAGGUUUAAAACGAUCAUCGAGUUCAUGAACGGGGCUUAUGCAAAAGAUUUCACAACUCAGGUGACCCAUUUGGUUGCUGGUGAAGUUGGCAGUGCCAAGUAUGCGAUUGCUGCAAAACAUCAGAAACCUAUUGUGUUACCAUCUUGGAUUAAUGAGGCAUGGAAGAAAGUAGGUAACGACUACCAGGUUGAUGCCACAGAUUCAAAAUUUGUCGAUGAACAUCGUUGUCCAAUUUUAAAAGGAUGUUCAAUUUGUGUCAGCGGAUUAAAUGCAAGGAGAAAAGAGGAAGUGAAAAGGUUAGUCGAGGAACAUGGUGGAAAUUAUUUGGCUGAACUUCGUCAAAGUGAGUCAACACAUUUGCUGAUUGAAAAACCGACAGGUCAGAAGUAUCAGUUUGCAUUACGCUGGAGUGUAUAUUGUAUUCUGCCUGAUUGGUUGCAUGAUUGUAUCAAAACUGGAUAUUGGCUUGAGGAAACGGCAUAUAAGUUGAAGUCAGGUAAAGAUGUAAACAAAGAUGUAAACACCACAAGCAAUGUAGAAGAUGGUUUGACGACUGUUAAUGCCACUGUAAAUAGCACAGUUUCUAAUAGAGAUAUCUCGAGAAAAGCAGAGAUGGCAGCCAGACAAAGCGCUGAGAGCUAUGGAAACAAGGACAUCUUAAACCAAUCACUAACAAGAGUCCGAGCAUCAGGCUUGAAACGUCUAAACAAAUCUAGGCACAAAAGUAAGGAUUCAACAUGUGAUUAUGAUGUGCCAAUUCCUUCUGGGGAGCAGUUUCUGGAUGGUUGCCAACUUUAUCUGACUGGUUUUAAUGAAGCUCAGAUGGAUUACCUGCAGAGAAUCGUGAAUGCUGGUGGGGCAACCAGGUUUAAUCAGAUCAAUCCUAGUGUGACCCAUAUUGUUGUUGGUGAUGAAUCAAUGCAAGAAAUUGAAAAAAUGGUAAACUCUGAGUUCGCACCUCAUGUGGUGAAGGUACAGUGGUUGUUGGAGUCUUGUCGGCAAAUCAAAUGUCUUCCUGAGCAAGAGUAUUAUUGCUUUGAAUUAAAUAACGAGGUUUUUGAAGAAGAUCGAAAAUCAAAUCUAGAGUGUGAUAACAAGAAAUCAAAUGCGCAACAAGAGAUGGAUGACAAUUAUGAUAAUGAAAUUCUAAAACAAUAUUUAAAUGUGAUGCCAGUGGAUGAACAAUCAGUAGACAAAGAACAAGUUGAGGUUGAUGACGGGAUCUUCGAAGGGCUGAAGAUGCGUCUUGAUGGUUUUAAUGAAGAACAGGUAGUUCAACUGCAAGAAGAGAUUGAAGAACAUGGAGGGAAUGUUAUAUUGAGAGACAUGGCAGAUUUUCUAAUUGUGCCUUUGAAUUAUGAAUGUGAAAAAAAGAAAGCUAAGACAGUGGUGACAUAUUGUUGGUUGGAGCGUUGCAUGGAAAGUGGUGAGAUGCUCGAACCAAGCAGUGAGUUUCUCUUCAGCCCGUUUUCUCUGGAUGAUGAUGUGUUGCCCUUGCAAGAUUGUGUGAUCUCUGUCAGUCAGUACGCUGAUGUUAAGAGGGAACACUUGACGCAAUUGAUAGAGAUUUUAGGAGGUCAUUUCCAGGAAUGGUUUUCACGUACAGCCAAGGCAAACCUCCCAGCAAACACUCACCUUAUUCUUGAAGAACCCCUAGGAUUAAAGUAUAAAGCUGCUGUAGAGUGGAGCAUUCCUGCACUAAGCUCAGAGUGGUUGUACCAAUGUGCACGUACAGGGGAAAAGGUCCCCGAAGCACCUUAUCUCCUCGACCCUAAGAAACCUGCUGAGGUGAAACAGGAUCACACAGGGAUAGAAAAGGCUGGUAAAGGACAUGAGGAACAGUCAAAUGAUAUAAAAAGUGCGUUCACCAAGUUUACUGUUCCUGAAAGCAGAGAUGGGGGAAUGGUUAAAAUUCAUCAGGAGACUAUUGACAAGUCAGAAGCACUUUUGUUGAAGCAGAAAGCAAAAGAUAAAGAAGUAACUUCCUCCAGCAAACAACCAAUGUUAUUGAAUGUUCCUGCAUUCUUUGGCAAACCUCAGCGUCCCUCAUUUGACCUCACUGAUGCCCUUGAAUACCUUCAAUCACCCUGUGCGUCCUCUGGUAGCAGCAGCGCCCACAGUCGCUUGAGUCGAGGCAGCAGAAACAGCUUUCUUAUGGAUGAUUACAUACAAGAACAUUUACAAGCAGGCUUGAAGAAUACUGGUAAUCUACUAGAGGCUCGUAAGAUCCAACACAAAGAUACUGUUGAUAAAGAGGGAUCCACUGUUGAUAAAGAAGGAUUCACUGUUGAUAAAGAGGGAUUCACUGUUGAUAAAGAAGGAUUCACUAUUGAUAAAGAGGGAUUUACUGUUGAUAAAGAGAGAUCCACUGUUGAUAAAGAGAGAUCCACUGUUGAUAAAGAGGGAUCCACUUUUGAUAAAGAGAGAUCCACUUUUGAUAAAGAGGGAUCCACUGUUGAUAGAGGGGAAACUAAUGUUGAUAAAAAUGAUCACGAGGAUGGGUCAAACGAAUCUUCAUUUCUUCGUGGUGUUGUGCUGUUCGUCUCCAAGAAAUGCGCAAAGCAGUUCUCUGAUAUAAACGAAAUGGCGACUUCUGCCGACGCGCAAUGUAGGGACAAUAUGGACACGAAUUGUUCGCAUGUGAUUCACGAGGGUCGUCUUACAAAAGAACAGACAAGAAUGAAGUCAAAAGGAGUGCAUAUUGUCUCACCUCACUGGCUUUAUGAUUGCAUUGAACAAAAAUGUCGUCUGGAUGAAAGUUUGUACCCCCCGGGAUAUAAUCCCAAGCUCGCGUUGUCUGUGGUUAAGACCAGAAGAUCGACACGAAGCACUAAGUCUCUUGGGGACGAAACAAUUGCUGUUCUCCCAGAUGUCAAGCCGGAUAAGUUACACGAAGUCUCGACCGAGUCUUUGAGUAAGAACGAGACCCGUGAAGAGUUAAAGGAACUGCCAGAGACAACAUCGGAGAUUCCAAACGAUGAAGACAUGGAUGAUUUCACGAUGGAUGAGUUGGAGGCCAUAGCUGCGAUGAGUCAGAGUUCAGCUCAAAGUGAUUCUUUGAGAAAUAGAGAAGAAAUUAAACGGAUACAAGCGAUCAUGGAGUCGAUGGAAUCGAUGAAAACAACCCGACGCCGCAGUAGCAGAAUUCACCAUUCUGGAAAUUCCAGUCAUUCUCGGAACUCAUCUGAAUCGAAUGAAACGAAGAAUUCUCGGAGACCUUCCUCUCGUCUGCGGUCCUUACGUUCAAGCAAGAAUGAAAGCCAGGAAGAUGAUGAAGACGAUGAUCAGACGAUUGCGGGCGAAAUUACAUACGACGAUCCGAAUAGCAGGCAGGAGAGACAGAAGAUUAUAGCUAAGCUGGAGGACAUUAGUCCAAGCCUUAAUCAAGAGCCCAGCAAUGAAACGUUGAAUCUGUCCACAAAACCAGAUGGUUUUUCCUAUAAUAAACAUCCAAUAAAGAAGGAGUCCCUCUCCCCUAGUUCACCAAUCCAUUCCUCAACCCCAACUACAACUGCCCCACCUAUUGCUUUGCACAUCACGUCAAAAUCGAAUCUUCCUCAACCAAUGAGCUUGCUGGACCCGCAAGAGGAGGUGGUAAAGGUUGAGAGAAAACCUCCACCAAUGUUUACACUUUCAACGAUGUCCCAGCAAGAAAAGGUUGAUUAUGGAGCUCUAAUUGAAGAUCUUGGUGGCGUGGUCUUCGAUACCCAGUUCUUCAAUCCUAAAAGUCGGCACACAAUCGCUGGACAACUAAACAGAAAUGAGAAGUGUUUAUCGUCCAUCGCUGCUGGUAAUUGGUUGUUACGGAAGUCGUACUUAGAGGAAUGUCGUGUCACGGGCCGUUUUAUUGACGAGGAACCUCACGAGUGGGGGGUUGAAAUACCCGGAGAGCCUUUGACAAGUUUAGGCGUUGCUUCUCGUAGAUGGAGGAUAGACCUGAGCAAGAAAUCUGAACGAUAUGGAAAGAAAUUCGGUGCAUUUCAAGACUGGAAAAUACUUCUUUGUGUUGACAAAAAUAAAGCUGGUUCCUUCACGAGAAUGCUAGACGCUGGCGGGGCUAAAGUACUGGGAACUACACCACCGUUUCAGAAUAUUGGCGAAGCCACACAUGCUUUUAUCAGUCCUGGUGCCUCUUUGGUAAAUAACGUGGAUUUUGGGCGUCUUCAGCAAGCUGGUAUUCAAGUUCUCAAGACUGAGUACAUCGUUGAUUAUCUAACUGCCGGAAACAGCUCUCCAGACACAUCGAAAUAUUUGUAUAGAUCUUCGUCAAGCAUGUCUUCUAGGAAACGCAAAGAGCGGGACUCGAGUUUCCCAGAAACUCCUGGGAAAAAGAAACGGGCGAAUUAGAGUAUCUAUUUUUUAUGGAUUGUUUAUUAAAAGGAAUCGAUUUAUAACAAUAAUAGUCAAAACUUCUCAAUCAAAGUUCGCUUUCCUACAGUUUUUGAUAAAGGAAACCCAUUCAAAAAAUUUAACAGCAUUUUUUAAACCGUAUAAAACAA